Molecule: messenger RNA, 2367 nt
Organism: Purpureocillium lilacinum
Lineage: Eukaryota; Fungi; Ascomycota; Sordariomycetes; Hypocreales; Ophiocordycipitaceae
Source: RefSeq, a predicted model, not a curated record
AUGUCGGCAUCAGCACGGUUAAAGCUCAUUAGCGACCACCCCAUCGGGGAUGGGCUAGACGCCUUCCACGCGUCGUUCGAUUCAAUAUGCAAUAGUACUGGCAUACGCUCAGCCGACGAGAUCGAUGAGCUUGGACGAGAAGACGCCCAAGACCUUGCAUCGAGUCUGCUAUCAGCACUUCAGAUUCUUCCUGUGUCUCGUCAGUUACAAUCCAGUUCAGGUGUGGGCACCGUCCGAAAUGAGCUUCUGAGGCUAGUAUCUACCGUCGCCUCCGACGACUUCGACUUUGACCGUGUCAAACCUCUCCUCAAAGCAGCGCUUGCGGACAAUCAGGAGGAUGCAUUGAUUUGGGACCUUGUGUCUGCUGCCGCGGUCGAAUCAACCCCGCCCCGCCGGCCGAUACCGCCGUCGACCCAACAAACACCGUUGAGCCAGAACACGAGUGGUCUGGUGAACUCGUCGGAAUUGAGGCAUGACGUGGACCCGAUACUUAAGCUGGAGCUCGAAUAUCUCUAUGUUGGACUUCCCAACUUCCACGAGACCUUCUUUGGAGACGUGCCAGCCCUUGAUAUGGUUUCUGAGGCUGUUUUCCGGCAAUGCUCUGAAGGCGAGACUCCACUCUUCAGAGAUGGGUGGGCUGGGUGGCCGGCAGCUGCGAAGGAGGGCGAAGUGCUGGCUUGGUUUGGUGAUUUAAUCCCAAAGCUAGAAGCAUUUGCAGUCGACCACAGUUCGCGUCCGGUGGCUAGUCGAAAGCUGUUGGCGCAGCCGAGGUCUCCACUGGCGGGCUCUACGGGCAAGCGUAGCAUGGACAUUGGCUUCGUCAGUCAUGACGCCACAUGCAAGCCAGACUCUACUGAUUCGACAUAUCAUUGGUCACAUAUCCUCGUUGUCGGCGAACUGAAAAGCAACCCGAAAGCUGACACGGCGUCGAUCGCGUGGACUGAUCUCGCAAGGUAUGCAAGAGAGGUAUUCGCUGCCCAAGUCACCCGUCGCUUCGUUCUGGGUUUCACUCUCUGCGGGUCUCUUAUGAGAAUGUGGGAGUUCGACCGGCUCGGAGGGGUCGCCUCCGAACAGUUCAACAUCAAUAAGGCGGAUGGUGCGCUACGUUUUGUUACGACGAUAUUGGGAUUUCUACAAAUGGAUGAGGAGAUGCUUGGGUUUGACCCUACCGUAAUUGCAUCCGGCGACGAACAAUAUAUCGACAUCGAACGAAACGACAAAACAGAACGCCUGGUCAUUGACGAGGUCAUGAAGCGAGCACGUUGUGUUGCUGGUCGGGCAACAGUUUGUUGGAGAGCCCAUCGGAAGGAGGAUCCACAGACGCCGUUCGUCAUCAAAGACUCGUGGCAAUAUCUGGAUCGGGACGAAGAAGGCGAACUCCUCCGAGAGGCGACCAACAAAGGCGUUGCUAAUGUUGCCCGAUACUACCACCAUGAGACCGUUCGCGUACGAAAUGCCGAUGAUGACAUACAAGGAAACAUUCGAAAGGGAUUGGACGUCACCAAAGCCACGAACUAUCGAUCAGGACGUGCAAUGCUGCAGUCAAGUGCGAGUGCGAACGCGUCUGUUCUACGCAACGCACGAAGUAGCAGCCUUGGCGUAAAACGACCCUCCAGCGAUACUUGCGCCAGUCUGCCGCCGACUAAGCGAUCCCGUCCAACGUCUCCAUCAACGGCAAGCAGCGAAAAAUUACCGAAUCGGGUGCAUCGGCGAGUUGUUGUUCGCGACUACGGAAAGCCAAUCUACAAGGCAAGCUCGCGCACGGCGCUACUUUCUGCUCUCGAAGGCUGCAUCGAAGGUCACGAGUUGUUGCACAAAGCUGGUCUUCUCCACAGGGACAUCUCGAUCAAUAACCUCAUGGUUAAUGAGGACGAAAGAAACCCUUCUUGGCGAUCAUUUUUGAUUGACCUGGACCUUGCUGUCAUUGAACAACGAGAGAUUGCAUCGGGGGCCAAGGGCAAAACCGGCACGAGAGCAUUCAUGGCCAUUGGGGCACUCCUAGGACAGCACCAUUCGUUUAUGCACGACCUCGAGUCGUUCUUCUGGGUCCUCUUCUGGAUAUGCAUCCACUACGACGGGCCAGGCCAUGAUAUUGGGCCAACUGAAUUCGACAAGUGGAACUACGUUGGCAUGCAGGAGCUAGCAAAACUGAAGAAGGGAGAGGUCUCUGACGAAAGAGACUUCUGUCAAACAGCAGAGGAAAACUUUACAACGUAUUACCAACCUCUUAUACCCUGCGUUAAUAGGUUGCGGAAAGUGGUGUUUCCCAAUGGCAGGAGGUGGGUGUCAGAAGACGACACAUUGUAUCUCUCGAUGAAAAGUAUUCUUCGUGACACCCAGAAGGAUCCAAACAUAGCGGAAGAGUAG